AUUUCCGCUUUUGGUUUGUCUCCCCGGAAGUUCCCGUGAGAGGUAGCGUGGUAGCUGGUGUGGUCUUUGUCGGGUUCCGCCAUGGCGUACAGGGGCCAAGGCCAGAAGGUGCAGAAGGUGAUGGUGCAGCCCAUCAACCUCAUCUUCAGAUACUUGCAGAAUAGAUCCCGGAUUCAGGUGUGGCUGUAUGAGCAAGUGAAUAUGCGGAUAGAAGGCUGUAUUAUUGGUUUUGAUGAAUAUAUGAACCUUGUAUUAGAUGAUGCAGAAGAAAUUCAUUCUAAAACAAAGUCAAGAAAACAACUGGGUCGGAUCAUGCUGAAAGGAGACAAUAUUACUCUGCUACAAAGUGUUUCCAACUAGAAAUGAUCAAUGAAUUAAGACAACAGUGAAGUGAGGCGAUGGCAAUUAUGAUAAUAUGUAAAAAAAAAAAAAAAAAAAAGCCCUGGGAGUAUCUGUAAAACACUUGUUCAUAUUGUUUUGACUACCCUUAUGUUUUUACUGGAGGCCAAUAAAUGUAGACUUGUUUUUAUUAAGAAAUGAAA
Molecule: messenger RNA, 542 nt
Organism: Chinchilla lanigera (long-tailed chinchilla)
Lineage: Eukaryota; Metazoa; Chordata; Mammalia; Rodentia; Chinchillidae
Gene: Snrpe
Product: small nuclear ribonucleoprotein polypeptide E
Exons: 5
Coding region: 82-360 (92 amino acids)
Biological process (GO): mRNA splicing, via spliceosome; spliceosomal snRNP assembly
Cellular component (GO): U4/U6 x U5 tri-snRNP complex; U1 snRNP; precatalytic spliceosome
Molecular function (GO): RNA binding
Source: RefSeq, a predicted model, not a curated record